This is a messenger RNA of Chrysemys picta bellii (western painted turtle), 390 nucleotides long. NCBI's taxonomy places the organism in Eukaryota, Metazoa, Chordata, Testudines, Emydidae. The record is from RefSeq and is a predicted model, not a curated record.
AUGGCAAUAAUCCGUUCCAGCCUUGGAAUCUAUGAAUCCCCUGAAGCUGCUUCAGUCACUACAUAUUGCUCCUGUGUGUGCCCACCAUCUGACUUUCACCCUCUGUUGCAGAGUCUGAGCCAGCUCUUGAAGGUCUCUUUUGAAUAUAAGAUCCCUCUACCUAAAGAGAAGUUUCAAGCCAUCUGCAGUGCUCUGCACAAUCAGAUCUGUUCUCAAGCUAAGCCGCUCAGCACGGAAAAUCACGCAGAGCUGUUCGAUUGUGUAGUUCUGCUAGCCUGUUCUUCUCCUGAUGAUCUGAUAGCAUUUCUGCACUCGCAGCUGGAGAUUGAGAAUAAGGCUGUUCGUGUGGCCUCUGAAUCUGCUCAGAGCUAUUGUUGGUGCCGACUGUAA